CAUUAAAACUAGAGGCUUAGGUAACGACAACAACAAUAACAUGGGAGGUGGAGGAACGGGGACAAAGUGUGGACGCUGGAAUCCAACGGGGGAGCAAGUGAAGCUUCUGACGGAUCUGUUCAAUGCGGGGCUACGAACACCGAGCACCGAUCAGAUUCAGAAGAUCUCUACGGAGCUGAGUGUCUACGGUAAGAUCGAGAGCAAGAACGUGUUCUAUUGGUUCCAAAAUCAUAAAGCUAGGGAAAGACAAAAGCGCCGUAAAAUCUCCACCGUCGAUUUUGAUCAUUGUCAAGAAACAAAUCUUUCUCUUCCUCAUCGAGACAAACCAUGUCACUAUCGACCACCACCUAAAGAUACUUUUGAAACCUGUGAGGUAGAUGAUAAGGUGAUAGAGACAUUGCAACUCUUCCCGUUAUCAAAGGUUGAAAGAACGAGAGCAAGUAUUACUACUGCGAGCCACAACGAAUACAUACGAGAGCAAGUCAAUACGACGGUGUUUUCCACAUACUCAUCGUGUGGAGCUGAGACGGAACAUCCGCCCUUGGAUCUUCGACUAAGCUUUUUAUGAAUGGGUUUUCAUAUUAACAACUCUAGUGGAUGCGAAAAAAAUGAAGACAUGAGAUCCAAUAUGCGGAGUUAUAUGUUAAGAGCUCGGUAUUGGUAUUGAUGUCAUAAGAAUAUUAAUGAAAUAAAACAUCAAAAAUU
Molecule: messenger RNA, 705 nt
Organism: Raphanus sativus (radish)
Lineage: Eukaryota; Viridiplantae; Streptophyta; Magnoliopsida; Brassicales; Brassicaceae
Product: WUSCHEL-related homeobox 7-like
Exons: 2
Coding region: 41-568 (175 amino acids)
Biological process (GO): plant organ development
Molecular function (GO): DNA binding; DNA-binding transcription factor activity
Source: RefSeq, a predicted model, not a curated record